Molecule: messenger RNA, 2510 nt
Organism: Loa loa (African eye worm)
Lineage: Eukaryota; Metazoa; Nematoda; Chromadorea; Rhabditida; Onchocercidae
Exons: 10
Coding region: 131-2392 (753 amino acids)
Source: RefSeq, a predicted model, not a curated record
UAACAGUCAUUGCGCUGACAUUUUGAAAAACAUUGCAUCGUCCUAAAUUACAUGCUGUUGUAAUGACAUUGUUAAUCAGAUGUUUUUUUGGAUGCAUAUCGGGUGGUAAAUUUUAAGGUAAAAGUGGGCGAUGGGUGACGCUCUUCGGAACGCAGUAUUGAGUCGCUCCAGCUACAUUUUUUCAGCUCGGAAGGAUAAUGCUGAAGAAGUGGCCAAACGACGAGCAGCUAUAAAAGAAGAAAUCGAACAGAGGCAGAGAUUGGCAAGGAAAUUGCACGAUGAAAAAAUGGCGCGGGCUGUCGCUCAGAAAAAAGGGCAUCUAUUGAAACAGCGGGAAGCUCAGCAACGGGAAAUGUUACGAGCAAAAGCGGUUUUGGAUCGUCGCACUCAAAUUUUGGCUGAAAAGGAGAAAGAGAAGAAAGAAGCUAUGUUAGCGAAAGUGCAUGCAUUGGCGUCACGUCUUACAGUACAACAUAAAUCGCGACCAGUAUAUGCGUUUGGUAGCAGCACGCCUCGUGAACUGGAAUAUCUGACCCAACUUACUAGAGAGCAAAAGGUAUAUGAUCGCAAGCUCAUCCCAUCUGAACGUAGUCCAACUGCAGCGUCUGGUUCGUCUAGCCAUGCAACACUGACUCCACCUUAUGAUUCACGUCAUUAUACCGGAGCGUCAAUGACAGAAAGCCUAUAUGUAGCUCGACCGGAGCUGAAGACACGCCAUAAGCGUACUUCAAAUUUCAUGACGCAGUCUAUGUUGAUUACACCGAAGCCGAUCAAGACUACGAAAUUCAACCAAACAUCCAUUCAUCGUCAAUCUGCGGUACAAGCUCCACUAAGUGCUACAAAGGCAGCAUCACCUGUAGUGAAUGAAGUGCCGAUUAGGGCAAAAAACCUUGUUCAACAACAUGUGCCUCCACUUUAUGGACAGAAACCUCCAAUUGUACAAUCUACAUCAUCGGAAGCGAAAAUUACUUUGAAAACUAAGCCUGUGGCAAGAGGAGUACAUAAGUCAACUGGACUAAAAACAUAUAACAAAACCAAGGCUCAAGCUAUACUGCAAAAACCAUCUGGUGAUCAAAUGAAUGAAACAGUUUUAACUCUGGGGAACGACGAUAUCAAAGCUCAAUAUGACAUAGCUACUACAGGAGCUAAAAAUGUCAUAAAUAUAAAAGAAAUCGUAAAUCCGGUUCCUAAUGUCAAUGGAAUUAAAAAGUUAGAUGGGAAAUGUGUUAUGGUGGAAGUUUCUGAUGAGAAAGAAAGGAUGGAAACUACCGACUAUGCUUCUGAAGUUGUGAGAGGUGAUAUGCGGGAAAGUAAUGCUGAUAUGGAAGGAAAGGUAAUUCCUGAAAGUGCACUAGGUUGCGCAACAGAAACCACAGCUGCUCCUCUGCAUGACCUUUCAUGCGAAAAAGAAGAUAAAUCUGUGAGUGGGGCAAAGACGGAUACUGCAGCGCUAGUUUCGAUGGUUGAUAUGGUCGUUGAUCAGGAAACAGAAAUGCAUAAGGAGCAGCAGAAGGGAAAUGGUGUUCUAAAAGAGUCCCAAAUAGAAAUACAAAGUUUUACGGAAAUAUCAGAAAUAGAUCAUGAUGAUCCUGUCACAGUAUGUCCAGAUUCAUCGCAUUCUAAACUUGUUGAUGAAGAGCAAGGAAAUAUAGAAAGCACAGCGGAGGAAUUCGUACAAAAAGAAUCAGUUAUAGAUGAGCGCUUUCCUGAAACUGGACGAGGUUGUAUGCAGGACGAAAUAACCAUUCAGAAACCUUACGAAAUAGCAGAAGAUAAGAAAGAAAGCGGUGUUUCUGUCGCUGAAGCAAACAUUAACCUUGCCAAAGAAGAGAUUGGAUCAUCGGCUCAGAACAAUUCAACGCUGAAGGCUGAUGGAUUGGAAGCAGAAGACUUGAAAUUGGCAGAAGAAAAAAAUUCAAUGGAAGAAAGACGUCGAAUUCAGGACGGAUUUCUGGAAAGAGAACAACGUGAGCGUGAAAUGCGAAAAGCCAAGUUGGCUUCUAUUAUGAGUCGAACACGCGGGGGUGCGCCUUCAGUGUCUGUAGUCCCCCCAGCUCUGCAUAUUGAGAAUUCUGAGAUUGAAGCUUUAAAACAUAAUAAGGCUGAUGUUCCUUUGUCGAGUGAAUAUACGCCAAUGAAAAAUGCUCUUAGUCAUACUACGGCUUCUGUUCUGCAGAAGUUAGCUACAACAAACCCCAAAUUGUUGUCUGUAUUGCAACGGAACGGCUCCAAUCGAUCAUUAGCUGAUGAAUUGUCUGCAGCUGACUCGUCGAUGUCAGUAACAAUUCCAGGUCAUCCUGUUGAUUCGAUUGCCAGUCAAGAAGGCUCUUCUACAAUACGGCACCUGCCCUUCGAGCCCGAUGUUAAUCAUCGACCUGUUGCUAUGAAAUAACUUAGAAUUUAUACUUUUUAUGCAAAAAUAUGUUUUGAUUUCAUUUCGUACCACUCGAGAUUAGAGGAAAAUGAAUGUCGUUUCAAAUCUUAGGAUGAGUAUAAAACUUGAAAAAAAG